AUGGUGCGAUCGUCAAUCACCAACCUGCUCCUCCUGUUGGGCACGACCGAAUUCGUCGCAAGCUCCCAGGCCGCUGGCAACCAGGUCGUCUUCGGCCCGUCGACCGACCGCUUCGAGACCUUCGAUCUACACGGCCUUCGCCCAGAGGCACACGCAGAGCUGCUUCAGGUUGUCCAAGCCCACAAAGACCCCGUAGAUGCAUACCUCGCGCUUCGGCCCGAGGCUGCUGAGGAGCUGGCCGAGCCGCGACUCCUCCACGUCCUAGGCGAACCAGAGCCGAAAUGGAUGACCAACGGAGACAAGAUGCGCCUGCGGAGAAAAGAGCACAAGUUCAUGGACGUCACAGACUAUCAGGACAUGUACACAGAGCAAUUGGGGGCGCUAUCAGGCAAAGCGAAACUGCCAGAUCUCAGACAUCAUCGCUUGAUCAAGCCUCUCUUUCCCCAAAUUUCGACGCAGAGGAUGCAUGAUGUGCUCAAGCACUUGACGAGCUACUAUAACCGAUAUUAUGGUGGGGUUACCGGAGAACACAGCGCUCAGUGGCUGCACGACCACGUCGCCGAGAUCAUUGCCGAGAGUCCUUUUCAUACGCAUAUCUCGCUCGAAUUCUUUACCCACGUCUUCCCUCAGCCUUCCAUCAUUGCGCGCUUCGAACCCAAGGUGCGCAAUUGGACACAUCCCUUGACCAUCCUAGGCGCCCACCAAGACUCCGCCAACUACUUGUUCCCCCUGCUGCCAGCGCCGGGCGCUGACGACGACUGCUCCGGCUCCGUCAGCAUCCUCGAGGCGUUCCGAGUUCUCGCGCACAGCGGCUUCAUACCCAAGGACGGGCCAGUCGAGUUCCAUUGGUACGCUGCGGAAGAAGGUGGACUGCUGGGCAGCCAGGCAGUUGCCAGAUACAAGAAAGACUCGAAUGCAGUUAUUGGAGCCAUGAUGGAGUUUGAUAUGACUGCUUAUAUUGCGCGAAAUUCUACUGAGUCUAUCGGUUUCAUCAAGACCCAGGCAGAUGAUGCCCUGACUUAUUGGGCCCUGAAGCUUGCCAAGGAAUACAUUUCCAUCGAAUCUGAUGUCUAUGAGCUUGGACCGAAUGCCGGAUCCGAUUAUAUGUCUUACACAAAGCUCAACUAUCCCGCCGCCUUUGCCUCCGAAGGCGAUCCAAUGCACGGCGGCUUUCCCGGAGACUACGACCCGUAUGUCCAUACCUCAAAGGACACGAUGGACGUCAACGAUACAAACGGAUACUUCUCUAUUGACCAUAUGGCUCGCUUCUCGGAGUUGGCUAUUGCCUUUGUUGUAGAACAAGCAGGAUGGGACAACAGUUGGCGAUGA
Truncatella angustata is the source of this 1329-nucleotide messenger RNA. RefSeq names its product peptidase family M28. Bases 1 to 1329 code for a protein of 442 amino acids. NCBI's taxonomy places the organism in Eukaryota, Fungi, Ascomycota, Sordariomycetes, Amphisphaeriales, Sporocadaceae. Gene Ontology annotation, biological process: proteolysis. The record is from RefSeq and is a predicted model, not a curated record. The transcript is spliced from 5 exons. Gene Ontology annotation, molecular function: metalloexopeptidase activity.